Messenger RNA from Oncorhynchus tshawytscha (Chinook salmon), 1622 nucleotides. Its product is annotated as tubulin beta-4B chain-like. Gene Ontology annotation, biological process: microtubule cytoskeleton organization; mitotic cell cycle. Bases 140 to 1477 code for a protein of 445 amino acids. Gene Ontology annotation, cellular component: cytoplasm; microtubule. The transcript is spliced from 4 exons. NCBI's taxonomy places the organism in Eukaryota, Metazoa, Chordata, Actinopteri, Salmoniformes, Salmonidae. The record is from RefSeq and is a predicted model, not a curated record. Gene Ontology annotation, molecular function: structural constituent of cytoskeleton; GTP binding; GTPase activity.
CUCUGAAGCUGUCUUUUCCCUCUCGCGCCCUCUCAACGGCUCGCUAGACAGACGCUUACAAAAAGGCGCGUAGUAAAGAUUAAAUAGUCGUUAGUUUACAAGUGAUCUUGAUUAAUUUACUCGGAAACUCGAUUUCAACAUGAGGGAAAUUGUUCAUCUGCAGGCCGGUCAAUGUGGAAAUCAGAUCGGUGCCAAGUUUUGGGAGGUUAUCAGUGACGAGCAUGGAAUAGACCCAACAGGCACUUAUCAUGGAGAUAGCGAUCUGCAGCUUGAGAGAAUCAACGUGUACUAUAAUGAGGCAACAGGUGGCAAGUAUGUUCCUCGUGCCAUUCUAGUUGAUCUGGAGCCUGGCACGAUGGACUCUGUCCGCUCUGGACCAUUCGGCCAAAUAUUCAGACCGGACAACUUUGUCUUUGGACAGAGUGGUGCAGGUAACAACUGGGCAAAGGGCCAUUACACUGAGGGAGCAGAGCUGGUAGACUCUGUCCUGGAUGUGGUGAGAAAGGAAGCCGAGAGCUGCGACUGUCUUCAGGGUUUCCAGCUCACCCACUCCCUUGGAGGCGGUACAGGCUCUGGUAUGGGUACCCUGUUGAUUAGCAAGAUCCGUGAGGAGUACCCUGACCGCAUCAUGAACACCUUCAGUGUGGUGCCCUCCCCCAAAGUGUCAGACACUGUGGUGGAGCCCUACAAUGCCACCCUGUCUGUGCAUCAGCUAGUGGAGAACACUGACGAGACUUAUUGCAUCGACAACGAGGCCUUGUAUGACAUCUGCUUUCGCACUCUGAAGCUGACAACUCCCACUUACGGGGACCUCAACCACCUGGUGUCAGCCACCAUGAGUGGUGUCACCACCUGCCUGCGCUUCCCCGGCCAGCUCAACGCCGACCUACGUAAGCUAGCUGUCAACAUGGUCCCAUUCCCCCGCCUGCAUUUCUUCAUGCCAGGCUUUGCCCCCCUCACCAGCAGAGGCAGCCAGCAGUACAGAGCGCUGACGGUGCCUGAACUCACCCAGCAGAUGUUCGAUGCCAAGAACAUGAUGGCUGCCUGCGACCCCCGUCACGGCCGCUAUCUCACUGUGGCCGCCAUUUUCCGUGGCCGCAUGUCCAUGAAGGAGGUGGACGAGCAGAUGCUGAAUGUGCAGAACAAGAACAGCAGCUACUUUGUCGAAUGGAUCCCCAACAAUGUCAAGACUGCAGUCUGCGACAUCCCGCCCCGCGGCCUUAAAAUGGCCGCUACCUUCAUCGGCAAUAGCACGGCCAUCCAGGAGCUGUUUAAGCGCAUCUCUGAGCAGUUCACAGCCAUGUUCCGCCGCAAGGCGUUCCUGCACUGGUACACUGGAGAGGGCAUGGACGAGAUGGAGUUCACCGAGGCCGAGAGCAACAUGAACGACCUGGUAUCGGAGUACCAGCAGUACCAGGAUGCCACCGCCGAGGAGGAGGGCGAGUUUGAAGAGGAGGGAGAAGAGGAUAUGGGUUAGACGGAUAAAAGGGUUUUUUAAAAUCAAUUUCAACUGCAUUCCAUUCCUGGUUUCAGUUUAUUCUUUUAUUCUUUCACUGCACAAAGAGCUGCUGUCAGUGUUUAACCUGUUGUAAUUGCAAUAAAUCUUAUCAGCAUUUUCUGAA